AUGUUGUCAUUGUUGAUUCCUGGGCCACAAUCACCGGGGAACGACAUUGAUGUGUACCUUCAACCAUUAAUUGAGGAGUUAAAGAAGUUAUGGGAAUUAGGAGUAGAUACAUAUGAUGCCUCAAAAAAUCAAACAUUUAAAAUUCGUGCAACCCUUCUAUGGACUAUUAGUGAUUAUCCUGGAUACGCUAUGUUAUCAGAAACCUUAAAAGAUUUUGAGAAUGAAUUUGGUAAAAAAAAGAAGAAGAAAAGAGAUGGUCCAUGGAAGAAGAAGUCAAUAUUUUUUGAGUUACCUUAUUGGGCUGAGAAUACAUUACGUCAUAAUCUUGAUGUGAUGCACAUUGAAAAAAAUAUAUUUGAUAAUAUUAUUGAGACUCUUUUAGACAUACCAGGAAAGACAAAAGAUCAUGUUAAUGCUCGUUAUGAUUUGAAAGAUAUGGGAAUUAGAAAGAAGCUUCAUCCAAAAGAGAUUGGUGGAGGCCGUGCAGUGAUUGCGAAAUCUUGUUUUUCAAUGAGUGCACAUGAAAAGACUAUUUUUUGUGGUGUUUUGAAGGCUGCCAAAUUGCCAGAUGGGACUGCAUCAAACAUUUCAAAGUGUGUGCAUAUUAGUAAUAAGAAAGUAUUUGGCUACAAGAGUCAUGACGCACAUUUCAUGUUACAUUACUUAUUACAAGUAGCGGUAAGAGACACCUUGCCAAAUGUAGUGGCUGAACCUCUAAUUCGCUUAGGGUCAUUUUUCCGCGCUUUGUGUAAAAAAGUUAUCCAAGAGCAAGAUUUGAAUUUCUUAGAAGCUGAGAUUGCAGAUAUUCUCUGUCAAAUGGAGAUGAUUUUUCCUCCAAGUUUUUUUGAUAUAAUGGUUCAUCUGCCCAUUCAUUUGGCAAAUGAAGUUAGAUUGGGCGGUCCAGUUCAAUUUCGAUGGAUGUAUCCCACUAAAAGAAACUUAUGUAAACUUAAAAGUUAUGUUCGUAAUAGAGCUCAUCCCGAAGGAUCUAUUGCUGAGGCAUAUUUGGCUGAAGAAGCUUUGACUUUUUGCUUAAGAUAUUUGCAUGAUAAUGUAGACACAAGGUUGAAUAGAAAGAGUCAAAAUUAUGACAAUAGUGAUUUGUGUGAUGUGGAUUUAAGCGAUUACUUUUCAUGUAUUGGUCGUUCUUUAGGUGGGAAGAAAAAUGGUAAACCAUUUUUUCUAGAUUCAACUACAAAAGCCCAAGCCCAUCGAUACCUUUUGUUCAAUUGUGAUGAAGAGCAUGAUGAUAUUGUCAGUAGUCAAACUAAAGGAUAUAGGUGGGUCAAGGCCAAAACCCAAAGUCACGAUAUCAGUGAAUGGUUUAAAACUCGAGCCUUGAAAGAUGAUGUAUCAAUUCAGCUACAAGAUUUCUCUAGAGGUCCAUGUGAUACAACAAAGAUGUUUUCAGGUUACCUCAUUAAUGGAUAUAGAUUCCAUACAAUGAAACGAGAUGCAAGACGCAAAACUCAAAAUUCAGGUGUAACUUUGGUUUCAUUGACUCCAAGUUUUGCAAGCUCUAAGGAUGAAAAUCCUAAGAUAGAAGCUGUCACUUAUUAUGGAGCAAUUGGAGAUAUAAUUGAGUUAGACUAUUACUCUCAAUUCAGAUUUGUGUUGUUUAAAUGUGAUUGGUUCGAGGUAGAAGAAGACAAAUAUGGGCUUACUUAUGUAUAUUUCAACAAAAAAAGUUACCAAAAUGAUCCUUUUGUUCUGCCAUCUCAAGUGCAUCAAUGUUUUUAUGUCAUGAAAACAGAUCCUAGAGAUUUAUAUAGUAUGGGUGACCUAUCAGAUUCAAUGGUCCAAGAAUCUUAUCAAAGUGAUCCUUUUGAUGGUGAACUUAAUUGGGUUAGGGAAGAUAUACCUGGAACAAUUGUUGAUAAGCCUCCACCUUUUAUGCAAGAGACAAGAUAUGAAGAUGAUUCUGAUUUUGACAAUAUUGUGUUAUGA
Molecule: messenger RNA, 1947 nt
Organism: Lathyrus oleraceus (garden pea)
Lineage: Eukaryota; Viridiplantae; Streptophyta; Magnoliopsida; Fabales; Fabaceae
Exons: 3
Coding region: 1-1947 (648 amino acids)
Source: RefSeq, a predicted model, not a curated record